Messenger RNA from Racocetra persica, 185 nucleotides. Lineage: Eukaryota; Fungi; Glomeromycota; Glomeromycetes; Diversisporales; Gigasporaceae. The record is from the annotation of a GenBank genome assembly.
AAUUACGAGCGAGAUUUGAUAAUGGUGAAGAUCCAAACGAUCCAAACAGUGGUGGUUCACCGUUCUUCUAUUCUGACAAUAAUCCAUUUAUGCAGCAAUUUGGCGGUUUUCCAUUUACUGGGUUUCCGUUUAGUAGUGGCGAAAGCAGUGAGGGACAAUAUCAGUUCCAUUUUAAUUUUCCUUAA